Molecule: messenger RNA, 1462 nt
Organism: Morone saxatilis (striped sea-bass)
Lineage: Eukaryota; Metazoa; Chordata; Actinopteri; Moronidae
Product: dnaJ homolog subfamily A member 3, mitochondrial-like
Biological process (GO): mitochondrion organization; protein folding; negative regulation of apoptotic process
Cellular component (GO): mitochondrion
Molecular function (GO): ATP binding; heat shock protein binding; protein kinase binding
Source: RefSeq, a predicted model, not a curated record
CCGACACCGGUAGUGACGCGAAAAUGGCGUCCUCUGCUGCUCGGCUCACUACACGCUGGUUAUCGGCAUCAGUUUCUUCUGGACACCGUAGCGGUCUUUUUCUGAAUGUCUCCGCCGGACGUGCAGGAGUUUGUUCGGCGACGACACUGCAGACGCACCGGGGAGGGACAGCGGUCAGCCUGAGCUCCUGGACACACCGAAAUACCGUGACAUUGAGAGGACUGACAGGAGUGGACGAUGGUCAGACAGUGCGCAUGGCAGUAGGGAACAGAGAAAUCCUCAUUACAUUCAGGGUCCAGGGAAGCCCAGUGUUCAGACGCGAUGGAGUAAACAUCCACUCUGAUGUGUUUAUCUCUAUAGCUCAGGCCGUCCUGGGGGGCACAGCCACAGCACAGGGCCUCCAUGAAACCAUCAGUAUAUUGAUUCCUGCUAGCUGCCAGGCUGAUCAGUUGAUCCGGCUGCAGGGGAAAGGCAUUCGGAGGAUGAACAGCUACAGCUAUGGAGAUCACUACGUUCACAUCAAAAUCAGAGUGCCAAAGAAGUUGACUCGAAGACAGCGCUCUCUGCUGCUGUCUUAUGCCGAAGAGGAGACAGACGUUCAGGGGACUGUCAACGGUGUCAAUCGUUCUGCAGAAGGGGGCAGCAGCACUUCAGGUUCUGGUGCGAAGUCGACCAGCUCAGAGGAGGGACAGGACAAGCAGCAGCAGCAGCAGGAAGGAGGAGGCUUCUUCUCUGAAUUAAAGAAAUUGUUCAGCUGACAGGCUGCAGGCGGAAAAUCACAGUAAACAUGCUAAAGGACGACAAUAAAUCCACUGACUGGGCCUCCAUGCUGUCUCCUCUUGCUUUGGGGAUUGAGCAAGGAGGAGGAAGAGAGAGGCAGUGUGGUAUUUGUGUUGACACAGUCACACAUUGUUGAAGCUGCGGUUGGCAAACAAGCCACGUCGAAGCCAGGUCCACCCACACACCCACUGGCCCGUCACCACAGACAGGUGCUGAGCUGAGAAACUCAAGAACUGCUGGAAGAUGAACAAGACAGUGACUACAGAAGACUAUUGUGGUAGAACUCCCCCCCCUACGUACUGCGUUUGGGGCUGCACUGCUCUGAGUCACAACUUGCUCUACAGACUAUUUAAUAAAACCAAGUGAAUAGGAUGCUGCUAUGCAUUUCAUUUUAGUGUGCAGUCACCAUACAACUCAGUUAAAGGAAUAAAACAGUCACAUAGGAUGGUAAUUGGGUAAGUUACAUAGUUGUAAGGGUUUUAAAAAGGAAAAACAGUAGAGACAGUUCUGUUUUUCAAACUUAAUGAAGAGUCACUGGAUGUUAAAACUUCCAAAAUACACAACAUCCGGUUGUGGGAACUUGUAACUGUCUGUCAGACUUAGCUGUACGCCGUAUGAUUUGUUGUACCUGUGUGGUAACAAAACUGUGCAAAUGCACCAUUAAAUAAAAUGCUAAAUCAUU